GGAGCAGAGGCUGCGAGAGGCGCUGCGAGAGGCGCCGAGCGCAGGGGCCGCCGUUGUCAGUGCGGUCGGUGUUCCCACCCGGGGUCUCUCGUGGAGCCGAGCCCGGCAAAUGCGUGCAAGAGGAAGGAGAGCAGAGAAAUGGACUGCUAUUUGCGUCGCCUCAAACAGGAGCUGCUCUUGGCACAGAUUCCACUUUACCUUCCUGUUGAGAGUUCCAGCCAAGAGCAGGGAGCUGUGAAGGUCCCUAUUCACUGAGCUGGAGAAUGGGCCACUUGGCAAAGUGGGGCUUUUCCCAUUUCCGGCCCUGAGCCUCUCCUCGCAUCCUCAGGCUGAAAAGAACUGUGUGGGGAUCUUUGCUGGUGGCUCAUUGAGAGUCUGGCCCGGAUCCCCCAUCCUUGACAUGGCCAGAAGCCUCAGAGGGUCUGCUGCCAGCCUAGUCCUGCAGAGCCUUUUCCAAUCCCUCCACUGCUCCACCCUCUGGGCUUAGCUCUGCGCAUUAAGAGAAGCCUGGGAGAUGUCCAUGAAGGAGGUGGGUGAUGGCUUACAGGAUCAGAUGAACUGCAUGAUGGGAGCGCUGCAAGAACUGAAGCUCCUGCAGGUGCAGACAGCAUUGGAACAGCUGGAGAUCUCUGGAGGAGGUCCUGCCCCAGGCUGCCUUGAAAACCCCUGGACACAGACUGAGUGCCCCCAGUGGGAGGGUGGCAGAGGUCCUGCCAGGCCUGUGGCCUGCUCCCCCUCCAGCCAGGCCUCUUUUGGUAGCAGCAUGAAGUUUCCAUCCCAUAGGAGUGUCUGUGGGAGGGAUUCAGCCCCCCUGCCUAGCACACAGCUGCUGGAGCGCCAAAGCUGUGCCCAUCAGGAGCUGGAGCGGGUGGAACCAGAAGACUGGACCUCUACGUUGAUGUCCCGGGGCCGGAAUCGACAGCCUCUGGUGUUAGGGGACAAUGUUUUUGCAGACCUGGUAGGGAACUGGUUAGACUUGCCAGAACUGGAGAAGGGUGGGGAGAAGGAUGAGACUGGUGGGGCAGGAGAGUCCAAAGGAGAGAAAGGCCAGCCUCGGGAGCUGGGACGCAAGUUUGCCCUAACAGCAAACAUCUUUAGGAAGUUCUUGCGUAGUGUGCGUCCAGACCGUGACCGGCUGCUGAAGGAGAAACCAGGUUGGGUGACUCCCGCUGUCUCCGAGCCCCGAGCUGGACGCUCCCAGAAGGUCAAGAAGAGGAGCCAUUCCAAGGGCUCUGGACAUUUCCCCUUCCCAGGCACCGGGGAGCCCAGACAAGGGGAAAAUCCCUCCACGAGUUGUCCCAAGGCCCUGGAACCCUCACCCUCAGGCUUUGAUAUUAACACAGCUGUUUGGGUCUGAAUCCUAGAGACAGAAAGUUGACUGAACCCGAAAGGGCCAGGUCCCCGUGCUGGGCCCCUGGGGAGGAGGGCGGGCAAGCAGUAUGGUUUUCAAAAGCCCAACUCCAAGUUCCUUUUCCCCAGAAAGGAGGAAGGAGCCAGAGUUCUCAGUGCAGGGCUGAUGGCAGAGGCUGUGGCAGGGGGUGGCUGGUGGGGAAGGUGAGAGUUCCUGGUAAGAAGUGGGGGAGGAAGAGGAAGAGAGAGAUUGUGUGUGUGUGUGUGUGUGUGUGUGUGUGUGUGUGUGUGUGUGUGUUCGUUCUGCUCACUUUGGGGUUGGAGGUGACAGUAGGGGAGGGAAGGAAGAGACCAGGAAAUCCCUCUGAUAUUCCUCCAUUCCCCGCAAAGGCCUCAGCUGAACAUUCUGUAUGGGAAAGAGUACUGGGGCCUCAGGUUCCCCAAAGAGGCCCCGAUAAAGACCUGUCUCUGGCACCCCCAAACCCUAUAACUUCCUACUUCCCAGGCAAGGCAUUGCUGAAGGCACAGGGAAUGAACCCCAGCCCUCCUGGGAGUCACAGCAGCAGUUGGCAAAUCCCUUUCCUGUUGCCUUGGAGAUUCCAGCCUACACCUGGAUCCCGAGAAAUGAGCUGAAUAAGGAGUGUAGGUAUAAGGAGUAGUUGGGGGAGAAGCAACACUCCUCACGCCUUUCCCAAAGCACAGGGAUUUAUAUUGCACUGUUCAUGUUUGAAAACCUUUUCAUACCCGUGGUCUCAUUUGCAAGUGGGCAGGCGAGGCAGGCAUUAUCCCAUUUUCCAGAUGAGUAAACAAGCCUAGCUAGGCUACCUGUCCAAGAACACGUGGCUGGCAGGACGUGGAGCAGUCCAGACCUCACUGCAGAGUAGAAGGGGGACCUUGGAGUUGCACACACUCCUCCCCAACAGUUUGAGAGCUGCCACCCCCCAACCCCAACACCCUGUCUCCUGCAUGUAACUCUCACCCAAGACAGAAGAACAUAUAAAUUCACCAGGGAGGUGAGGGCGGAUCCAGAAGAAAUACGCACUCAUUUAAAAAUUCGGUAGCUCCAUCCACUGCCCCUCCCCACUAGGCGCAGUCCGGGCGAAGAGGUCGGGCCGGGCAGCAGCCCAGUUCCAGCUCGGCGGCAGCCUCUCAGGCUUUUCCAAAGCCGCUCUGGGCACGCGGCCGGGGACAGAACGCGCGGACCCAGGGGCCCGCCCCCGGAAGUCACUGUGCCUCCCAUUCCCUCAGGGAACGCCCACUGGCUGAGAGAAGACAAUGCGGUCCGUGUCUGGGCCGAGCCGGCCCUGGAGGGCACGCCCUCUCCCCGGCUCCCGGCUGAUCGCCCCACAACCUGGUGGGGUGUGACAGCUGCAAUUAGAGGCAAGACGCCUUCCUGUCCUCAGAGCAUGAAUAGCGAAUUGGGUAAGAAAAAUAACAUGAAGGGCUCUUCUGCCUGCAGCCUGGACCUCCAGGGGGCGGAAAUGGAGGAAAAGGGCUUAGGUCUCGAGCUGGGGGUGGGGAGCGCAGUGGCGGUGGUUAGGGUCACCCUCACAUUCUCACGCAAAUGGCAGAUGUUUAGUUUUGGGUGGGAAGGCUACACAAGAGAGGGAAAGGCGCUCUUUUUUUGUUGUUUUUGAGCACUCGCUAUUGCUAGGUAGUGUGCACAUCUCUUUUACACUUAGAAUGAUCCUAGGAGGUAUUGUUCUGCAGAAACAUCAAUGGAGGCUCUUGGGGUCAUAUAAGCUGUCCAGGUCAGGCUGCCAGCAAAUGAAAGAAUCAAGAUUUGAGCCUCAGGGUUAUCUGGCUCCAAAACCCACGUCCUUUCUUCUCUACCUGUCCACUUGGAGUUUGCCAACUGAGCUAGCUCUGUCUGGAGGAGCCAGCCUUCCCAUCCUUUGUGCCUCUCCAGAGAACUCUUGAUAUUUCACUUUUGGGUGAAGGAACAUCGGCUGUGCCUGCCUUUCGUGGUGGCGGUGACUCUGUGUGCAUGUGUGUAGAAUGUGCAUGUAAAGAUUCCAUCUACUGAUUGAUUUGUGAGAGGAGGAAGCCACAGGUUCCUGGGUGGUGAAGAAGCCGUCCAGCAAAUUACUCAAGAUGACACCAGCUCUGAGUCUGGCAUGAUUCUAUAGGAAACCAGCCACUUAGUUGCCAUUCAUCAGCAACUCAUCUACUUUGUGGACUGGUCAUAGCAGCCAGGCAUUGUGAUAGGAACUAAGAACGGAGCAAUGAAAAGGACCCAGCUGCUGACCUCAAGGGAAUCCAGUGGAAAAGAAAGAAGCAGACUUUUAGCCUAUUGGUUAAAAGCCAAAAGAGCCAAAGAGUUUCAAGAAGCCAGAGGAGAUUCAAGAGACUGAAAACUCAUUCUAACUUGGGCCAGAACAAAACCAUUAGGAAGAGACAUUUGCUGCCAACAUAAUUCAUAGGAGCCAGGCACCUUUACCUUUGGAUUCAUAUUUCCCCUCACAACACCCUGGAAGUGGUUGCCAUCACUUGUAUGUUACAUGGAUAGGCUCAGAGAAGUUAAGCAACUUGUCCAAGGUCACUUGUAGCAGAGCUGGGAUUGAAACAGUUCCAAAUGAUUUCCAAUUUUGUGCUUUUCACACACUACUCCACAAAUUAUCCACAUCCACUCCAAAGUCAAAUCAAGAAAAACAAAACCUGUCCACCCCAUAUUAUCCAUGUCCCUGUAUGGACAAUAAAUGGCAUGCUGCCUGAUGCAGGAAUUUUGCCCAGGUCUUGAAAGGGCUGAUGUAACGCCCCACCCAUUAUGUCAUGCUUUGAUAAUGAAAGAUUAUGGUAAUUAAUGCCAUCCCUCCAUAAUUUUUACUUUUCCCUCUCCUUCUGGGCUCCUGCUGCAACGAUGAUGGAAAUUGCGUUUAUUUUACUGUAACAGAAGAGAGGUGAACGGGAAUGCCUAGGGCCUAAGCAAUGCAGAAAAGUGUAGGGAGGGCAGGAGAAGUGUGUAUAGGGAGGAGAUAGUGAAAGUAAGCAGAGAGAAACUGACAGUUUAACUCUGCCUCUGGGGCUUAUUUUAUGGUUAAUUAGGACAUGCAAAUAAGCUCGGCCCCACACCUGGCCCACUUCCCUGGCAGGUAUAGGGGCCCCCUGAUUGGCCCAGGCAUCUGCUCAGGGCUCCACCUGCUUCUUUGUGGCCCUGUGGCCAAUAUGUCCGUAGAUGUUCCCCAAAUGGGAACUAGAAGAGUUCCUGCUGGGCAUGGCCAGUGGUGCCUGCCUGGUCUCCCACAUUCCUUUCUCUUUCUAACCUUCCAGACCUGAGACCUCUCUUUCCCCUCUCUCUCAGGCAUUCCGCCUUUACCCCACCCUCAAGCAAUCCAAACCUGCCCCCACCACAUCCCGAUUUGCUCCCCAGAGUCUUGCGGGGGAGGGGCUUCUCUGUCUUUCCCAAGUCACAUCAGCAUUUCCUACAGGGCCUAGAUAAAAGCAAGAGCACAGCAGCCUGUCUCCGGGGAACAGGGGCUGUUACCAUCUUCUCCAGAGCAGCUGUCAGUCCAGCUUAGAUGACUUCCCUGCCCAGUGCAGUUAAGGUACUUCUGCUAGCACAAUGGUAUCAGCACUAGAUCUGGAGUCAGACAGACAAAAUUUGGGACCCAUUUCUGCCACUUCUGUAAGCUUGAGCAUGUUGCCUGACCUCUCUGAGCCUCAUUUUUCUCAUCUGUGAAACAGGGAUAAUGCAGGGCUGCUGUGAGAUUUAAAGGACAUAUUGCACCCCGGGGUGAAGCACACCGCCUGGAAUACAGCAGAAGCUCAGCAGAUAUUGCUGAUUAUGCCUUACUGCAGGCACUAACCA
Cynocephalus volans (Philippine flying lemur) is the source of this 5158-nucleotide messenger RNA. It is a transcript of the gene INKA2, whose product is annotated as inka box actin regulator 2. The transcript has 4 exons. Bases 515 to 1357 code for a protein of 280 amino acids. Gene Ontology annotation, cellular component: nucleus. Gene Ontology annotation, molecular function: protein kinase binding; protein serine/threonine kinase inhibitor activity. Lineage: Eukaryota; Metazoa; Chordata; Mammalia; Dermoptera; Cynocephalidae. The record is from RefSeq and is a predicted model, not a curated record.